CUCCUGUUUCCCUUUGAGGAGGCUCUGAUCUGAUUUCCCCAUUUUUUGACACUUGGGAGAAGAGGGGAAGUGAAGAAAAGGCAUUUAGCGCACAUUGCGUAGUUUGUAGGGAAAAAGAGUUGGAAAGAAGAGGCUAAAGAGCGCUUUGCUGUCCUUGCUGCUGUCAAUCAGGAGUAGCUGAGUAGAAGAGCCCCUGCUGAAGUGCUCAGCAGCCGGUCUUUUCCUUCCUGCUGGCCUUUCUGUCAUCUGUCCAUGCACUAAGUGGAGGGAAAAACAGAGCAGGCUAGAGAAGGUUGACUCAUCAGGAUUUGCUGUCUUUGGACAGUGGUAGUUAUUUUUGAGGGGGGAGGCUAAGGGUGUUAAAGCUGCAGGUGGUGCUAGGGAGUUUGUUUUGCCAUGCAGCACGCUGGGGAUCGGACAAGUAGCACUGUGAGUGUCAAGAGAGGCCAUACAAAAAUGCUGGGAAAAGGACAAAGUGGUGGAUACCCCCCCGAAACAACGAGUGAACUCUUGCAGAGUGUAGACAGCAGCGACAAGAAGAACCUCCAGGUAGGAGGCCAGCUGCCAGGUGGUGUACAGCAGCAGCAGCAGAACCAGCAACUCCUCCUGACCCCAGCCAGCCUCCAGCUUGCUCAGCUUCAGGCCCAGCUUACCCUCCAACGCCUGAAACUGGCUCAGGGGGGCAAUACGGCCACUGCCGCCACUGUUCUCAAUCAGGUUCUUUCCAAUGUCGCCAUGUCCCAACCCUUGUUCAAUCAGCUACGGGCUUCAGCUGUGGUUGGAAACCCUCAGGGUGCCUUCCCCACAGGGGUGCUAGGUUUCUCCUCUUCAAAUUCACCCUUGGGGGCCUUGGUUGGUGGGGGAUUCACCCAAAACCCUGGGAAUGUGAGAGUGAACCAUCCUGGUGGAGGAGGCCCAGUGGGCCAACAGGGUGCGGAGUAUGGUCAAAAGUCAACCUACCCUUCUGAUACUGACAGGCGUGUUCAGUACAACUUAGCUGGGGGGACAUCUGCGGCAUCAGCCACUGCUGGUGAUGGACAGUAUACAGUGAUUAACACUCAGGCAAAAAACAUGAACAAUGUUGAUUUUCAGAGAGAUUUCUUUCGACAUGAUUUGCUGGGGCAACAAGCUGGGUUUACUGUCAAUGAGCAGAACAUGAACAUUUAUAACUCCAAGGAGCAAUGGAAGGGCCCCGCUAACUUGAGUCACAGUGGAAAGGUGGAUAUGGUGUCUAAUGCUGCUAAUGUGUGGACAGCAGCUGGGCAGCCAAUUCGGUCCAGAACUGAACUCUAUAACCCAGAGGAGCCGACCCCUGACCCCAAGUUCAAUCCCAGUGGCGGGGUUUCUACUUUUGCUUCAAGUGGCACACAGGGAUUUGGGGGCUACCAGCCCCUGCAUGGAAGUGAGGAAACCCUUUCUUCAGGUACCAGGACACUUCAGCCUUACCAAGUCAAUGAUUACCAUGCCGUCACACCCACUCAACUGCCACACCAGUGCAGCAUCUGUGACAAGAAGGUCUACAACCUCAAGGACUGGGACCAGCAUGUGAAGGGAAAACUACACCUGCAGAACCGAACCUUGUACACAAACGAAAGCGCCGCGGUAGCAUCAGCUGGGGGUGUUCACUACGCUGUCGGUAGGCCUUCUGAUGGAGGUCUGAACCCCGGAGGGACUAACUCCAUGGUCUACUCUGCUGCAAGUCAAGAUGUAUCCUCAGGAGCCAAUCCAUCAUACUUGCCAGCUGCAGCCAUGAAGACUUAUCCCAUGUCAGACACAGGAUUUGCCUCACACCAGACAGAGUUAAAGCCAUUUCCACCCAGAAAGGCCACAGCAGGGCGAGUUGUUCACAUCUGCAACCUCCCUGAAGGCAGCUGCACAGAGAAUGAUGUCAUCAACCUGGGACUACCCUUUGGCAAGGUCACCAACUACAUCCUCAUGCGCUCUACCCAUCAGGCGUUUCUGGAGAUGGCGUAUGUUGAAGCAGCUCAGGCAAUGGUUCAAUACUACCAACUUACUCCAGCUAUGAUUAACAAUCAGAAACUUCUCAUACGAAUGUCGAAGAGAUACAAGGAGCUGCAACUCAAGAAACCAGGUAAAGAUGUUCAGUCAAUCAUCCUGGAUAUCACCUCUCAGCGGGAGAGGGAUGAGAUGCAAGAACUUGAACACUACAUGCCAGAGAGAGCACGCUCCCGCAGCCCUAUCAGCCGUUCUCUGAGUCCUCAUUCCCACAGUCCCAGUUUUACAUCAUGCAGCUCUGCCCACAGCCCCCAGGGGGCACCAUGCAGGGGUCCAGAGAGAGGCAGCAAUGGCAUGGGCCCCCGCCGGGGCUCCUGGGACUGGUCAUCACACUUAAGAAGGGGUGAGGACGAAAGGGAGAGGGAUGACCCGUGGAGGAAUGGGGGCAGCGCGGAUGACGAUCGGACUAAUGGACGGGCAGCCGAGCGUCGGAAGGCUUACCAGAAACCCUUGGAUCAUAUCAGCUCAAGAUCUGCAGAUGAGCGAGGAGGAGGAGGAGGAGGUGGAGGUGGUGGAGGAGGAGGAGGAGGAGGUGAAGGGAUGAGGGGCAACAGAGACUGGCACCCACGAGGCAGCCCUCAAGGCAUGGCCUUCAGCUCUUACAGGAACAUGGAGGAUGACUUCUACAUGAAGGAGCAAAUGUUCAAGUCAGACAAGGCCCCCAGACCUCCAUACCAAAGGCAUGAUACAAAGCCAAAGAGGAGGGAUGGCGGCGACUACCACAGUAGAUCGAGGCAUUCUGAGUUUGAGAUAACGGAGGAGCCACUUCGCAGGACACUAGAUGAUAAGAGGCAGGGUUCACCAGGCAGGGGCAGGAGCAGAAAGACAAGCAGAAGGCACACCUCUGCAGAAAAACACGAGAAAGAAAAUACAACUGAAAAUACUGGUCGCCAGUCAAAAGAAAAAUCUGUCUCACCUCAGCAAAGCAACAUGCCAAAAGAGGCAACAACUGAAUGUAGUAAAGAAAGAGACACUGUGAAGGAGUUGGAAAGUGGAGAUAACACUGACGAAGAGUGUUGGUACCCUAAGAACAUGGAGGAACUGGUCACUGUAGAUGAAGUGGGAGGAGAAGAUGAUUCCAUAAUUGAGCCCGACCUUCCUGAGCUGGAUGAGUACAUAUCCUGCCCCAAAGAGUCUGUGGAGGAAGAAGCAGCAGCGGAGCAUAUACCAACACCUACCUCCUCCUUGGAGGUGCAGGGGACGUCCAACAAGAAGUCUAACCAGGAAAAGUCCUGUGAGGAUGUGGGAGACAAGGCAGAAGCACCUGUAAAUGAGAAACCAGGGGAUGUUUUAACUGCAACCAGUCCUGAAAACCAGACACUCAGUCCAGUGGUGCCUGAGCUGCCAGUCACUAACCUUAGUGACUUCCCCAGUGAGGAGUUCAAGGCUGCACUGGAGGAGACGUGUUCAGAGGAUAAAGCAAUGAAAAGUGGGCCAUCACAGGAGCCAAUGGAGAAUCACAUUCAUGUAUCAGAGGACAGGAAAAGCCCGGAAGUAGCACAGGUCACGGAAACAAUCAGUGAUGGGGUUCAACACAAGGAUGCCGUUCUUAAAAAAGAGAUUGAGGCCCCAUCACCACCUCGAGAGCAAGACAAAGCUGUCAGUGAACACAGCAUCCCUUUGGGAGUGGAGUUUAUCGUGCCGAGGACCGGCUUCUACUGUAAACUCUGUGGACUGUUCUAUAACAGCGAGGAAACGGCGAAGACCACUCACUGUCGCAGCACUGUACACUACAGGAACCUACAGAAAUACCUGUCCCAGCUGGCAGAGGAGAGCCUGUCGGGCAUACUUGCUGAACCCUCAGCUGCACAGUGACAUCAGCUUGACCUCUGACGUCUUGUACAGCGAACAGUAAAGGAAGGAUUAGCGUAUGUCUGCUGUCGGUGCAAAGCUAUGGAUAACUGCAGCAUGGAUAAUGUGACAAAUGGAAGCUAGAGUAUGUGGACAAUUGCACUGGUUUUGAUAUUUUGGGAGAAGGAAUGUUGGGAUGUUUUGAGUGGCACUGACAGCGACGCUCUCAAUGUUGUACAUACCCGAGGUGUAAUGUAUAGGCUACAAUAUUUAAAUGCAAGGUUUAUCAAUUUUCUUACAGAUUAUUUUAUUGGAUUGUGUGUGAUAAAAUGUAUUUGUUAUGUUUUUUGGAAUGGAAAUGUACCUUUGAUGAUGUCUAAUAACGAGAGGACACAUUUUUACACUAUGCGCUUAUGUUAAUCGGUUUUAUUUGAAAUUAAUUUAAGCAUUGAUGAUACAUUUACAGCUGCAAAAUGACUUGAACUUUGUGCCAAGGAAUGUAUUUACUCAGUGAAAAAACUGAGACAAAUUCUCAGGUUUGUUGUAUUUGUUUGAUAGAUUUAAAUAUGGCUUAGUACACAACAUUACAUUUUUAUUUAUCUCAAGGCUCUUGCUGUUUUUCUUUGAUCAUGUGCCAGUCUGUGCACAGCCUUAUCUGUCUGUCAGGUAAAAAUGUAAAUCAUUUGGAUUAAUUAUGAUGCAACAAAUGCAAAAUAUAUUUAUUUUCUUUAAGUUUUAUGUUGGAUUUAUGAGACAAUCCCAGUCAUAUUUGCCGACAUAUGUAAUGCCUUAAAUAUUGAAGACCUUAAACUGGACCAUGUGUUUAAUUUAUCAGAGUUAAACAUGCAAUGUUUCAUGUGACAGUGAUUCGUGCAGCGGGAUUAUCAAGACAGACUCUAUUUUUGUAUACUGUGAAUACUGCUGAUCCUGUGACGUCAGUGACAGUGUUGUUUUCUUGACAAACUUUUCAUAUGAUUUGCAAAAAAACAUGAAUAAAUAAUUAAACUUGU
This is a messenger RNA of Epinephelus lanceolatus (giant grouper), 4817 nucleotides long. It is a transcript of the gene rbm20, whose product is annotated as RNA binding motif protein 20. Gene Ontology annotation, molecular function: zinc ion binding; RNA binding. The record is from RefSeq and is a predicted model, not a curated record. NCBI's taxonomy places the organism in Eukaryota, Metazoa, Chordata, Actinopteri, Perciformes, Serranidae. Gene Ontology annotation, cellular component: nucleus.